AUGACAUCGCCGAUGGGCAGUUUGCAUGGAGGGGGGAAUCUUCAAAUGAGGAGGGGCGCAGAAAAUGAGGGGAAUUGGGCCAUUUUUUUGUGUCAGCGACGACCAACUCCACCAUCCAAACCAACCAUUUCAAGUUUCACCGAAAGAGACCCCAAAAAAACCAUAAAAAAUAAUAACCCUUUCCAACUCCGAGAAAUUAAUAAUUCCAACUCUAUCCUGACUCUGUUACCCAACCCUGCCUGGAGGGCCCUCCCUUCUGGUCACGAGGGUCGUCCUCACCCCCCAAGGAAAAGGGGGUCACUGCCGCCACCAAUGCAGACUCCAACCACCAACUCUCCAGAUGUCAAGCUAGUGCCGCGUCGCACCUUGGAGGGCCACUCUGGUUGGGUCUGGGAUGUGGCCCUCUCCCCGGAUGGUACGAUGGCGGCGUCGGCCUCGAAUGAUACCACGGUCCGAGUCUGGGGCACGUCGGCGACGGGCUCGCUAUAUCGAAUAUUCAAAGGCCACUCCGGCCCGGUCAGGGCUGUCUCCUUCUCGCCAGACAGCCAGCGGGUGGCUUCUGCCUCCGACGACAUGAUCGUGCGAGUUUGGGAAAUCGGCACGGGGGUCGUAUCCCGUUCAUUUCAAGGCCAUUCCGGCUGCGUGAGGUCGGCCGCGUUUUCGCCGGACGGGAAGUUGAUAGCGUCGGCAUCGGACGACAAAACGGUCCGUCUUUGGGAUCUCGCGUCUGGCCACACCGUCCAAGUCUUCCGCGGCCACACCGGCUGGGUACGGACGGUGAAGUUCUCGCCGGAUGGGAAGCUGCUGGCAUCUGCUUCCGAUGACUGUACGGCUCGCAUCUGGGAUGUGCAAACAGGCACCGCCCGUGCCGUACUCGAAGGCCACACUGACUAUGUGCGGGCCGUGAGCUUUUCACCAGACGGCACGAUGGUAGCCACUGGAUCGAAAGAUCGAACGGCACGGUUGUGGCGAGCCGGUACUCUAUCGACGGUCCUCGAGGGACAUUCGAGCUGGGUGAAAGAUGUGAUUUUCUCUCCGGACAGCCAACUGGUCGUCUCUGCGUCGGACGACUCAUCAAUACGACUUUGGACUUCGAGCACGGGCAGUCCCUGCGGCAAGUUGGGACCAGUUCAAGGCUGGGAAAGGGGCAUGGCCUUUUCGCGGGACGGGAAGCUGGUGGUGUCUACGGCUGAUGAUAUGACAGUCAGGAUUUUGGAAACUGACGAGAACUUAUGGUCUUUGAAAUAG
This is a messenger RNA of Penicillium brasilianum, 1248 nucleotides long. The record is from the annotation of a GenBank genome assembly. Lineage: Eukaryota; Fungi; Ascomycota; Eurotiomycetes; Eurotiales; Aspergillaceae.